Prunus persica (peach) is the source of this 4189-nucleotide messenger RNA. RefSeq lists its product as uncharacterized. The record is from RefSeq and is a predicted model, not a curated record. The transcript has 5 exons. The coding region runs from base 1652 to 3919 and encodes 755 amino acids. Lineage: Eukaryota; Viridiplantae; Streptophyta; Magnoliopsida; Rosales; Rosaceae.
GGCAUUUACAGAAAUAUAUGCAACAUGGAGGGCAAAGUUAUUGAGCUGUCAUAUUCUCUACCUAUCGGCCCGCUGUUUCCCCCUUUAUCUUUUUUGAGUCCUCCAACCUCGAACUUUAAGUUUUGUUUUUUUUAUGUUUUUCUUCUCAUUUGGCUUUUGACCGUUACUUUUUUCGCAACGUCUCUCUGCUUCUCUCUCUCUCUCUCUCUCUCUCAGUGAUCAAAGCUCCUUCUCUUAUUCCCGCCCGCAAUUACCAAGGUAUACUUCUCCACUGCAACCCAGUUUGUUCAUUUGUAUUAUUUUCUUUCUGUUUGUUGUAAAUUAUUCGUUAGAACAAUCAGCCAAAGCUGUGUUUUUUUUUUUUUUUUGAGUUUCUUGGGAAGCUGUUGUGCUUUCUUAUUAGCAUUUUCAGCACUAGAUUUAAUUUAAUUUUUCAAACUAUGAAAUGGGUUUUCCUUUUUGAAUUUCAAUGUUCAUGUAGGCUUGAUUGGCCUUCAUCCUGUUAAAUAAACCAUUUGAACUUUUCUGUUUCCCAAUUUUUGAAAUGGGUUCUCUGGCUUUUUGUUCAUAUGAGCUUUAGGUGAGCAUUAAGUCACUUUAAUACAAGCUCAAAAAAUUAAAUGGCUUCUCAUGUUUGUUGUUAGUAUUAAUUUGGAUCUCUUCAGAAAGCAUUAAUGAUAUAAAUUUCUUUGAUUUCCAAGAUAGAGCUUCCUUUUUUCUUCUCUAUUCAUGAGUUUUAGUUAUUUCCUAUUUAUUUUUGAAAUCUCUGUUUGUCAUAUCUGCAUAACAACAUAUUAAAAUUAGUUUUCUUUUCAAAAAAGAAAGAGGAAGAAAGGGUUUCUUUUUAUUUUCUCGCAAAAGUCUAAAACUUUGUUUUCCAGCUUCAUAUGAACAACUGAAAUAACAUUUCACAGAAGAUUUUAUUCAAACGUUUUGCUGUGCCCUCUCUCUCUCUCUCUCUCUCUCUCUCUCUCCCCCCCCCCCCCCCCCUUAUUCCUUUUGCUGUGCCCUUCUCUUAUUUUCUCUGAGUUUUUUUCCCUUUUCAUUUUCCUCUAUUUCUUGGUUUGAAUUAAUGUGACUGUCAUCUCAUCAUAAAAUUGUAAAUUUUGGAAACCUUAACCUUUAAGUGUUGUCCCAGAUAAUUUUUUUCCUUCUUAAAUUAGCAAAAAAAAAAAAAAACAAACUGAAUACUAUCCCAUUAUACACCAAUAAUGAAAGAUAAACCUUUCUGUUCAGGAUAUGGUAGGAGGUUCUUUUGCAAGUUGUUUCCUAGCCCAGUUCUAUGCUUUCUUCCCCAGCUUGACAAAAACUUAGUAGCUUAAUAGGCCUUUGUAGCAAUCAGGAUUUUAUAUAGUCGUGUGGGGUUUUGACAGAAUCUCAUCUUCCUGAUUGUGCAAGUUUGAGAUGUUCUGAAACCUUCCUUGUGACUUGAAUAUAAAGAAAAGAAAAAUUAUUUCCGGUUGGUUUUUCGUGCUUUGCACAUGUGAUUGUUCUUCAUGUUGGAGUGAGGUCACUGAAGUCCUCUACUGAUCAGCCUCAGGAAACCUUAUGAAUCUGGCGAGAAAUACACAAGACUACCCUUGUGAUUUUGGUUUUGAUUCAAGCCUGAAAAAUUCAUAGGGUGAAAGGAGAAGGUAAGAGGAAACUAGAGAUGGGAUGCUCUACAUCAAAGCUAGAUGAUGUGGAAGCAGUUCAACUUUGUAAAGAUCGAAAGAGAUUUAUUAAACAGGCUCUUGAGCAAAGAACACGAUUUGCCUCUGGACACAUUGCCUAUAUCCAGUCCCUAAAAAGAGUUUCAGCUGCUCUUCGUGAUUAUGUCGAAGGAGAUGAGCCUCGUGAGUUCUUGUUAGAGUCAUUCAUAACCCCACCUUUCACACCCAUUAAGAAAACAAGUCCUGGUUUUAUCUCACUUUCACCAAAAUCCUUCACACCUACACCAAUCCAAUCUGAACCCCAUUCAUCUGUGAAAAUAUGUUAUCUAAGAUCAGGAGGGAACCCAGCAGUUUCAGUUGAAGAGAGGCCUCAAUCACCAGAAACAGCCAGAGUUGAAACUUACUCUCCAAUCCACCAUUUUGGGAUGGAUGGGUUCUUUGGAAUGCAAUCUUCACCAAUGAAUUCUUCGUUCUUCUCUUAUUCCCCUAACAAUAGACCCAACAUCCCUCCGCCUUCACCUCAAAAUUCUCAAUGGGAUUUCUUUUGGAACCCAUUUUCAUCAUUAGAUUACUACGGUUAUCCCACUCGAAGUAGUCUUGAUCAGACAGUUAUGGAUGAUGAGAUUAGAGGUCUAAGGCAGGUCAGAGAAGAAGAAGGGAUUCCUGACUUGGAAGAAGUUGAGACUGAACAGGAGGAAUGUGAGAACGAGGCAAAUGUAGCACAAGAAAAGGAUAAAGUUGAUCUAAACUGCAACAGAGAAGAAGUUAUUAUUGAAGAUGUUAAUGAGGAAGAGGAGGAGGAGGAGGAGGAAAUGGAUAGCGGAACUGAAAUUGAGCAUGAUGCAAAAAUACCAUCGCAUAGUAGUGUGAGUAUAGAGGUGUCAAGAUCUCAGAAUACAAGACAAGUUGAAACUAGUAACCAAGCAACCGCUGUUGGUCACCGGGAAGCUAAGGAGGAAACGCCAGGCUUUACUGUUUAUGUAGACCGAAGGCCAACAAGUAUGGCAGAAGUUAUCAAGGUUUUAGAAACUCAGUUCAUGAUUGUUUGCAAUGCAGCCAAUGAGGUCUCAGCAUUGUUAGAGGCCGGUAGAGCAGAGUACUCGUCAACCUCCAACGAACUCACAGCCAUGAAAAUGUUGAACCCAGUAGCUUUAUUUCGCACAGCUUCUUCUCGCUCAGCCUCUUCCAGAUAUUUACUGAAUUCUUCGAGCUCUAAAGAUGAAGGCUAUGAAAGCAGUAGUGACAUCUCAGAGGAGGCCUGCAUGUUUACAGGUAGUCACCAAUCAACAUUGGAUAGAUUAUAUGCUUGGGAGAAGAAACUCUAUGAGGAAGUCAAGUCUGGAGAAAAGGUUCGGAUUGCAUACGAAAAGAAAUUGACGCAUCUCAGGAACCAAGAUGUAAAAGGUGAUGACUAUUCUGCAUUAGAAAAAACAAGGGCAGCCAUUAGAGAUCUGCAUACUCAGAUGAAGGUUUCAAUACAUUCGGUUGAAGCUAUUUCAAAGAGGAUUGAGACCUUAAGGGAUGAAGAAUUGCAGCCUCAACUUUCAGAACUGGUACAAGGGUUAGCAAGGAUGUGGAAAGUAAUGGCAGAGUGUCAUCGGUCACAGAAACGAAGCCUAGAUGAAGCCAAGGUUUUACUAGCAGGCACGCCUUCAAAACUGGAAGCUAAGAGACACUCUUCCAUUUCAAUUACUGAUCCAAACCGGCUAGCACGUUCAGCUGCCAAUCUUGAGACAGAGCUGAGGAAUUGGAGAGCUUAUUUUGAGUCAUGGAUCGCUUCUCAACGAUCCUAUGUGCAUGCCUUAACAGGGUGGCUGCUCCGUUGCAUGAGGGCUGAUCCUGAUACAUCAAAGUUGCCACUCUCUCCCCGUCGCUCAAAUGGUGCUCUUCCAAUAUUUGGAAUUUGCAUCCAAUGGUCAAGGUUUCUGGAUGCCAUACACGAGACACCGGUGCUGGAUGGACUAGAUUUUUUUGCAGCCGGUAUGGGGUCCCUCUAUGCACAACAGCUUAGAGAGGAUUCACGCCAUGUUAGGGUAGGUUCAAAGAGAUUCGGAGCCGGAACACCAGAUGAAUUUAGUGGGGAUAUGAAAAUUGUGGAGGUCGGUCAAGUUGAACAAGUAAUGACUGCAGACAAAAUGGCUGAGGUUGCUAUAAGGGUACUUUGUGCUGGAAUGUCAGUUACUAUGAGCUCACUGACAGAGUUUUCUAUUGCUUCUGCUGAUGGAUAUGCCGAACUUGUGAAUCAAUGGGACAACGCCAAGGCUUAGAGCUGCAAUGUAGUCUUCUGAUGUUUAUGGGGUAGUUUAGUGAUUAAUGGAUGUCAAUGUAAUUAUAAAUUAAUCUAUUUUGAAUAUUAGCAUAGAGUUGUUGCCACCUUAUCCCUUUUAGCUAGUGCCUAAAUCCUGAUAUAGCUGUGACUUCGCUAGAAGAGUAGAAAAAGAACAUUAAUUAUAACAUUUCGUCACAGGAAAGAUAAUCUGUACAUGCCAGGGUUCGGAUCUCUAUUCAUUGCUUUGGUAACAAAAGUUAGUCAAUAA